AUGGCAGACGCGGAGCUGGAAGAGAUUCGAAAAGUCCGGCUGGCGCAACUCCAGGCGCAGGCAGGAAGUAGUAGUGGAUCAGGUGAAGGUGCGAGCCGGGAGCAGAAACAAGUCAUUGUGUAUGGGACAGCAGGCAGCAAGAAGGUAGUAAAAUAUCCUCAAUAUCCUGCUCCCGGUUUCCUCACCCCACCGUUUGAUUGCGAUGAUUUAGUCCAGCAAGCAACAUCCAAUACUGACGCCCGCCAAGCCAUCCUGUCCCAAAUCCUCCUUCCAGAAGCCGCUGACCGCCUUGGCCGGAUCCGACUGGUGAAAGAGGAACGCGCUACAGAUAUAGAGAACAGGCUUAUAAUGCUGGCACGGACGGGCCAGUUGCGGUCCAAGGUUACGGAAGAGCAACUCAAGGAGUUGCUGAAUGCCGUUGCGGAGAAUAAAGAACAAGAGAAGAUCGUGAUUAGCAGGAGGAAAGGGGGGUGGGACGAUGAUGAUGAUUUGUUGGAUUUGUGA
Messenger RNA from Paracoccidioides lutzii Pb01, 504 nucleotides. RefSeq lists its product as hypothetical. Gene Ontology annotation, molecular function: DNA binding. Gene Ontology annotation, cellular component: cytosol; nucleus. The coding region runs from base 1 to 504 and encodes 167 amino acids. The record is from RefSeq and is a predicted model, not a curated record. The transcript is spliced from 4 exons.